UUGCUUAUUACAUGGAAGGAAGAGAUUCUACUCAGCUGAUCUACCGCUGGACAAAGAGCGUGGACCCCAGUUUGAGGAAAGGACCCUGGACACCAGAGGAAGAUGCUAUGCUGCUGGCUGCAGUUAAGAAGUAUGGAGCACGAGACUGGUACAAAAUUCGGACAGAAGUGCCAGGGAGGAGUGAUGCCCAGUGCAGAGAUAGGUACUUAAAAGCAUUGGACCAUGAUGUAAAGAAAGGCAAGUGGAGCUUAGAGGAAGAGGAGCAGCUAAUUGAACUGGUUCAGAAGCAUGGCCUGGGUCACUGGAGUAAAAUAGCUUCUGAAUUGCCCCAUAGGACAGGCUCCCAGUGUCUGAGCAAGUGGCAACUCAUGAUUGGGUCAAAGAAAAGAUCUAGGCCAACAAAACGCCAACACAUGGAAGAGAGUUGCAGCUCUUCAGAGAGUAGCAGUGAAGAUGUAGAACUGGACUUGGCAGACAGCUCGGAGGAGGAAGAGACAACAACCAAGGAGGAGUCUGCAUUUCCCAGCAUCGACUUGUGGGUACCCACACAGGCAGAUGCAGAGGAGGCAAACCUAGGGAGAUACCAAACCCCAUCCCUUCUCUUUCCUGCGAGUGCUGGUGCACAGACCAGCAGCAGUGAAGCUCCAAGCACGACAACAGGUGAUGGAGACAAGGACAGAGCUGCUGCUAAUUCAUCAGAGCUGAACACCCUCCUGAGGGGCAUUGCACGACCCCAUUCAACAGACAUCGUUGUGAGGAAUCCAGCAGAAGUGAUAAACAAGGCUUCCAGGUGUGGAAAGCAAGUGCUACGGGUUACACUGGAGGAUGUGAGAAGAGUAUUAAGAUAUAACACGUAUUUUCAGAGGAGACUUGUAAGUGCCUCUUCUGUCUUGUCUGCUUUAUCAAAGAUAUCUGGAGUUAGUUCUGCUGGGCAGAAGCUUCAGGGGGUGCAGAACAUGACAGCCAAAGCUUCUCGUCAAGAGAGAGAGCGUCUGAGGAGGCUGAACCUGGACAGGAAGCUGCUGAUGGCAGUGACACCCUGGGUGGGCAACGUGCUGCUGCCCUGCACCUUGCAGACUGGGAAGAUGGCUUUUCGUCAGACCAAAGCUGAUUCCAUUCAAGCAAAGGUCAAAUCCAUCAGUCUCGUGAGCACUCCCCUGUUCACACUUUUCAUUCAGCUCUUUCAGAUUGAUACCAAGGGCUGCAUGAAGACUAUUCGGGAGAGGAGGCUCAGGCAGGCAGAGCUGCUUCAGGCCAAUGCACAAAGGUCUCCACAGGCUUCCCAAAAUACAGAGACUUCUUCAGGCAGUUCAUCACAGUCUGGUACUCAGAGGAACUCCCAGAGGGGUGUACCAAGGAACCCUGUCAGGAAACCUGUCACCCUAAAAGCGAGGCAGGCCUCACCUGCUGGCCUGGAGAGCAACACUCCUGCCACCCACGGGACCCCUCCAGUCCAGCUGCAAAGGCAGAAGCCUAAAACUGUCUCAGAACUGCUGAGAGAGAAGCGGCUGAGGGAAUCCAGGGCUAAGAAGGCCAUGCAGAGGACAGUGUUUGUUGCCCCACAGAUGCUGGUGUCGGGGCCUCUGAUAAUCCAGCAGCCUCCACAGCAAAUCAUUCCUUCUGUGCAAGCAGGGAGCAAUCCUGUGGCCGUUGGUUGCACCACCAGCCAAGUACAGUGUGCACCAGCUCCACUGCCAGCGUUCCCUUCUGGUGCAGGUUCAGCUUCUACCACUGUUGUGCUGGAAAACCAUUCCUCAUCCGUGCCAGAAACUGGGGAAGGCUCUGGUUCCUCACAGGGGACAGAACUACAAUCCAGUAAGGGACUGAAAGAGCAAGCUGUGGAGAGUAGCCCUCAAGGAGGGAUUUCACCAGGCGUGAAUCCAGAAAAGGCCCCAAAUCAGGGAGCGUGCAAUGGCCAGGUCCUACCUGGCAGCUCAGCUUCAGUAGUGUUGCAGAAACAAGCUUUUGUGCCCCAUCAGAUUACAGUGGUGCCUCUUGGCAUCGAGUCUGGCACCAACAAAUUGUCUCUUUCCACGCCAGUUACCUGUGAGCUGAAUACUAACGGGCCACAACAGCAGCCAGUCAACCUGUUGCCUGCUCUCGUGCCUCCACAGACUGGUUCACAUCUGCUUCCCAACAGCAUCCUGCCUUUCACGUGGGUUGUAAUGCCACAGGCUCUGCUCCCCACCAUGGUACAGACUGUGGUGGGUGUCCCCCAGGGACUGCCAGCUGCUGCUGUAGGAAGUCCAUGCCAGACAGCUGUGAUGUCCAGUGGCAGUGUCUCUAGCUUGGGAGCACCUCCUGGAGCAGCUGGGGCAAAUACACCCCACCCCAGCAGCACAGAGACCAAGGCACCAAGUGCCCAGUUGGCAGGAGCACCUUCAGGGCAGCCAGCCAAGCAGUCCACAGUUCUCUCACCUGUGACCUCAGCCACUCCUGGGUGCACAACAUCCAGUGUCUCUUCUGCAGUGCCUGCAUGUUCAGACAGCUCCAAGGCUUCUGACCCCUCUGCAGCUCAGGCUGCUCCUCCACUGGAGGCACCAGCCCCAAGUGCUGUGCUGCCACCCCAACCCCAGCUACCUGCAGCCACUCAAGGGGCUGAUGCCCAGCACACCUCGGGUCUCACUAGCCUGGGGAAGAGCCACCACUCCAGUGCAGCAAAUGGACCUUCCAGUCCAGGCAUCACCACGACAGGGGUUGUGCCCCAGCCGGGAGAUCCAGUGCCCCACAACAGCCCGAGGGACUCCGACUGUGUUGCAGCAGCAGCAUCAAAGAACAGACCUAUUGCCUCCAAACCCCUGCCAGCACAGCCUGCCGACAGUCCAGCCCAGCCACCCCCUGCCAGUGCAGAGAAGAACCUGCUGGACUUCAGCCUCAUUUCCCUGGAGGAUGAGGAGCAAGUGAAGGAGUGGCUGAAUGGGAAACGAGGGGUUCACGUACCGUCGCUGCAAACCAGGUUGCCUUAUUUGCCACCUUUUCUGUGCAACUUAAAAGCCCUCUCGAAGCUCCUCCUGCAGAAGGCAGCUCUGGAGGAGCAGGCAGUGUCUCUCCUGCCUUCUGAGGCCAGGCAGGGCGAGGGCAGUGGGGCCACUCUGCGUGCCAUCGGGGAGCUGGUGCAGCAGGAGCUCGGCGAGAACCCCGCCUACCUCCUACUGAAAGCCAGAUUCCUAGCAGCCUUCACACUGCCAGCUGUACUGGCAACUCUGCCUCCUCCAAAAGUGACAACAACUCUGUCAGCCAGCAGGAAGCAAUAUGAAGAGAGUGACGAAGAGGAGUGGCAGAGUGAGAAGGAAGUGUCUGAGGAAGAGGGGGGUGAGAAGGAAUUAACACCCGUACGCUUGGAUGGGGCAGUUGGCGGUGAGCCUGGAGAUGAAGAUGCUGAUUUACUAAAUCAGGGCCUGGGAGCUGCAGAGGAGGCUGCACAGCCUGACUUGGACUCCUGCACUGCUGGGGCUGACGCCAGCGCUCCGCCAGUCAGGAGAAGUGCCCGCUUCAGGAAGAGGAGGAGGAUGUGA
Messenger RNA from Merops nubicus (carmine bee-eater), 3515 nucleotides. RefSeq names its product small nuclear RNA activating complex, polypeptide 4, 190kDa (gene SNAPC4). The record is from RefSeq and is a predicted model, not a curated record. Lineage: Eukaryota; Metazoa; Chordata; Aves; Coraciiformes; Meropidae. The annotation marks the transcript as partial. The transcript has 12 exons.